Messenger RNA from Cryptotermes secundus, 2201 nucleotides. RefSeq names its product FUN14 domain-containing protein 1. Lineage: Eukaryota; Metazoa; Arthropoda; Insecta; Blattodea; Kalotermitidae. Gene Ontology annotation, biological process: autophagy of mitochondrion. Gene Ontology annotation, cellular component: mitochondrial outer membrane. The record is from RefSeq and is a predicted model, not a curated record. The coding region runs from base 361 to 879 and encodes 172 amino acids. The transcript is spliced from 3 exons.
AAUAGGAAAAGCGUGAGAGUUUUUAUGGAAAUUUAUUCCAGGACAAAUUAUAAUACUGUAGUGUGUUUCACUAUUGAAGACGCGGUUUGGAUUGGUAAUUGGUUUUAUUAACAACCUACAAGUCGUAACUACAAUUAAUAAAAGUUAGAAAAAGUCUUGCUUUUAAAGAAUGAGUUUGUCACAGCACGAGAGAUUAAAGAGCCUGUUCUGUCAAGCCAAAGAUUUUCAAUUGAACGGUUGAUAAAUAUAAGACUUGGAUGUAUCGUUACAGUAAAUUUUGAAAAUAGGUAGUGCAGCCUUGCAGCACGUCAGAUGUGAGUCAUUUUGUGCAAUAUACAAUUUAGAGCUUCAAAGAAAACAAUGGCGUCGCGAAGUAUUAGGAAAUCAAAUGAAGAAGAAAAUAAUGUGGUUAGCACUGGUGAAGGCUUAAUUGACAGAGUGUUGGGAGACGUAGGAAAAUAUUCCGCUACGAAGCAACUUAUAAUUGGAAGUAUUUCUGGAUGGUGCACGGGAUUCAUUUCUAUGAAAGUCGGAAAAGCUGCUGCCUUCGCGUUUGGAGGAGGCAUCAUACUUUUGCAGAUUGCAAACCACCAAGGUUAUAUCAAAGUGAACUGGGACAAGGUGUGCAAACAAGCCAACAAAGCUACAGACAGAUUGGGAGAAAAGGCAGGACAGGGCCCUGAAUGGAUGGAAAAGGUGGAACGCUAUGUAGAUCGCAAGCUGGACAAAGCAGAGGAUGUCUUGAAGAGGAAGGAACGCAAGGCACGGCGUUGGUAUCAUUCUUUGAUCAACAGCGAGGAACCAUACCAGCUAAAGGAGAUCCACAUUUUCCUGGUGGCAUUUGCUGCCGGAUUAGCAAUUGGUAUUGCCUCUGGUUAGUGAGCUCUGGCUCAUGUGUAUGUUACAUAAAAUGAUCGUUUUUAUAGCUUACAGUAAUUUUCUGGUUUAUGUGGUGAUUAUUCUAGCUUAUUAACAAGUCAACAGUUGUAAAGAACGGUGAGACCCAUAUUGAGAGUCACUGUUUAAUGUGGUGGGGAUGAAACUGGUCUGAAAUAUAUCAGUUUUAGCUUUUAAAUGAAUGUUGGUGUAGAUAAAAGAUGUAAUAGUUAUUCUCCUUUCAAGUUUCAAGUGAGUUUAGUUUGGUUGUUACAUUGCCCUGCUAAAGCAAUUUGAAACAGAUGGCCCAAGAAAUGGAUAUUUUAACUUCACCAGCCACAGUGCAGACAUGUCCUAUUUGUCUAAUUAUGGUGCAGGCCUUUUCCAGAGGAUAAGAUGGAUCUUGAAGCCUUUGGUAAACCCAGCCCAGAUGUAUGUUUAGUACAGUGUUGAGUUGUCACAACAGAGCAAGAGACUAAUAAGGUCUAGUGUUAAGACACUGAUCUCCUGUUUUAUGGGACUGGAUGGAUUUAGUAUGGAUUAUCCUUAUGCCUAUGCCAUUCCCCACCUCUGACAGGGUCAGAAUAUCAGUCCCAUCAGCUUCGGAGGAUACAUAAGCAGCAGGUAGGCUCCUGCAAGCUAUCAUCUUCAUCAUGUCAUCAUGGGGAAUGAGCAGAAUUCAACCUCCAUACGUAGGUAGAAGCCAGCAAGGUAAAACCAUAAAUAAACAAACAAAAGCUGUUUAAAUACAUACAUGCUUCCCUCAGAAUAAUAGAACCUGAUAUAUAUUUAAUGAUCUUUCUCCAUGAAAUGAAAGUGUUAAAAUAAUACACAGCUCCUUUGAAAGGAAUCAGAAAUGCUAUAGACCUAUUUGGAUGUCUUCCAAGACAGUUUUACUUCACUUUGUGCUUUGCCUGUUAUCAUUUACAGAAACAGUCAUAGACUGGAAUUCUUGCUAGGCCAUACUGCAAUGCAGGGCAGUGAUUUCCACAUCUGUGAUAGUUCUACUCUGUUCAUUAAGUUAGGUCUAUUUAUCGAUUCAGUAUAGUGAGUUUUGUUGGUGGGAGAUGUAGAUUACAUGUUUGUUGAUGCAGAGAUUUAUACCAGAAAAGGUAUUUUUUUAUGUAAUUGAUGUAGUGGUUACUAGUGGUGGAAAUAUAAUUUAUAAGGAUGUACCUAAUGUGGUUACCAUAUUAAUAAUAUUAUUUUGUUAUUGAUUAUGGCAGCAGAAUCACUGUUCCCAGUACUUGGAGUGGUAACUGUAAGGCAAGAAAAAGUAAGGGGUGACAUAUUGCUUACCUGAAAAUAAAAGGCUACAUAAGUUU